CCCUCUUCCCCUCGUCUCCUCUCUCUCUGGCUCUUGCUGCUGCUGCUGCUGCUUUAUUUUUAGCUGGUGCAGCCUCCGCUGGGCUGGGAUCCCAUUGCAAGAGAGGAGGAGGAGGAGGAGGAAGGGGAGGAAGGCUGGGAGAGCAGCUGGGCAUCCCUCCUUCUCCUCCUUCUUCUCCCUGGAAGAGGAAGCAGGGGCCACCGACUGACUGGGGCUGCUGGGCGCCCUGCCUCCUCCUCGCUGCGGCAGUGGCAGGCCCUUGUGCCCAUGGCCAGCCCUCCUCCUCCCCUGCUGCUGCUGCUGCCCUGGCCCAAGAAGAGCCCUGCCAGGACCCCAGGACCGCCCCCCCAGGCAGAAGCCCAGCACUGGAUCCAGCAAGUAACUGGAAGAUCUUUUGGUGAUAAAGAUUUUCGGUUGGGGCUGGAAAAUGGUGUUCUGCUGUGUGAGUUGCUGAAUUCUAUAAAGCCUGGAUUGGUCAAAAAGAUCAAUAGAUUGCCAACUCCAAUUGCAGGACUGGACAACAUUGCCUUGUUCUUAAGAGGCUGCAAGGAACUGGGACUGAAAGAAUCUCAGCUUUUUGACCCGGGAGACCUGCAGGACACCUCAAACAGAGCAACAGUCAAGAAUCAUGACUGUACUAGGAAGCUGAAAAACGUUUUAGUCACCAUCUAUUGGCUGGGAAAAACAGCAAACAGCAGCACUUAUUUCAGUGGAGCAACACUGAACCUGAAAGAGUUUGAAGGAUUAUUAACCCAGAUGAAAAAGGACACUGAAGAUGUUGAGAGCCCCAAACGCAGUAUCCGUGACAGUGGCUAUGUAGACUGUUGGGACUCAGAACGCAGCGAUUCUCUUUCUCCUCCUCGCCAUGGCAGAGAUGAUUCUUUUGACAGCCUUGAGUCCUUUGGUUCCCGCUCCCAGCAGACACCGUCUCCAGAUGUGGUGCUAAGAGGAAGCAGUGAUGGGAGAGGAAGUGAUUCUGAAUCUGAUUUCCCACAUCGAAAGUUGCCAGAUGUGAAAAAGGACGAUAUGUCUGCAAGGCGGACAUCCUACGGAGAACCCAAAUCAGUUGUGCCUUUUAACCAAUACCUCCCCAAUAAGAAUAACCAGACUGCCUAUAUUCCGGCUCCUCUCAGGAAGAAGAAAGCUGAACGUGAGGAGUACAGAAAAAGUUGGAGUACUGCUACUUCACCAUUAGGAGGAGAGAGACCUUUCAGCAAAACCCAUCCUGAAACCAUAGAAGAAGAGCAAAGCGAGGUACUGGUACGACCUGAAGAGGACUUCUUGGACUGCUCCGAUUCCACUGCAACUCAUCUGGUGAAGCCUGCUCAGACAGAUAUGGCUCAAGAAGAUCCCUUACGUCAGUCUCCUACACAUUCUGCAAACAAAAUAGCAGGGCCCAGAAAUAAUGAAAAAGAUCCUCAGGAGAUCAGGAAGUUAAGAAGGCUUGAGCAGGCUGGUAUUAAGAUCAUGCCAGCAGCACAGCGCUAUGGCAGCAGUCAAAAGCACAUCUCUGAAAAGUGUGAGCUUACUCCAGACAUCAUCCUUCGCAAAGAAAACCCCUUUAUGUUGUGCUAUCAAGAAAAAGAUUCUGGCUCUGAAGAUGAACGAGAUGAGAAAAUUCCUGACAUACAGAAAGAUGACUUUGCAAUACGCAGAGCAAGGUUAAACCAACCCAAACUUACAGUGCCAUUUAACCAUUACCUUCUUGGAUCCUAUGUAAACAAAGAGCAAGGUAAAGUGGAAGAAGGGAAGAAACAAAGGAAAAAAGAGGAAAGUUCAAGUGGAAAGAAGGUACAUAUGACAACAUUAUCUGAAGCCAAACCAUGCCUGCCAUCUCGAGAUGACGAAUCUGAAGAGAAAGAUCAAGGAAAAGUUCCUGACAUUGAGAGAGAUGAUCUGGCUAGGCGAAAAACUCAGGCUAAUCCCUCCCAACUAGACUUGUCAGUUUUUGUGAAAGCUUCUAUAACACAAGCAGAUAAAGCGAUCUGGGACCGACUAAAGGUUUCAGGGAAGUCCAGUGAUGAGGAGUCCACAGACACUCAAGAUUCAUUGCUGUCCUCUGAAAUGACAGUGGAAUCUGCCAAUCAUAACAGUUUUGCAAGCCACAAAGUGCAAACAUACAAGAAAGCUACCAGCCCCAAGCAGAGGUUUGUGCACUUUGGGCCAGUGACAGAAAUUGAACACCAAAAAUGGGAGCAGAUUUCCAUUACUAGUGCUAUGCCUGAAAACGAAAUGGAAGAGACAGCUAAUACGAAAAAUACUGGGACUCUUGAGGCACCAAGUAGAACUUCAUCUUCAGUUUCUGUGAGCCCUGAAAAGUCCAUUGCUCACACUGAUGAAGUGCACAGGCCUCAUGCUAAUUCCAGUGAAAUACUGUUGUCCAAGGUGGAUAAGCAUAAUUCCUCUGUUCCGGAUGUUUCUGGUAUUUCUCAGAAGCAGAUACCUAGCAGCUUAAGUGAAUGGAAUGAAAGCAGUGAAGAAGAAUUGGAUGAGACUUUCCCAGAUAUUGAAAGAGAUGACAUGCUGGCUAGAAGAUUUGGAACUUUUCAGAAAUCUACUAGCCCAGUUCGCACAACUUGCCCUCCCAUUUCAGUAGUCAGUAGUCGUCCUCCACUGAAACAGGAAUGCAAUGUUACUCUGUGCAGAGAGUGGAAGACUCCACAGAAAGUAGAAAGAACACUAACUGGCAUGAUGCAGUGCGAACACAGAGUGCCUUCACCUGCUUCCCUAAGUUUGGUUCUAACGUGUGAAAAUAACCGUGGGAAGUCAAAAGAUCAAGAUGAGCCCAAAAACACUACAGCAGGAGAGAGACAGUCACUUAAAAAUACAGGGAAAGAUGACAUGAUGGUGAGAAGAACCAGAGCUUUUCUGAAGCAGACUGGACCGAGUGUUAAACAGUUCCUCCCAGUUCCUUUCUCAAAGCAGCUGAAUGGUGAGGAAGCAGCUAAGGAGCUUGUAAAGACUGAACAGAAAGUGAAGAGUGUUACUGUGACAGAUUCAGUGGUCACUGAAAAUCAUCCAAGGCCUUGUGCAGAAACACCUGAAAGGCUUGUAGUGAAUCCUGAGCAUCAGCUGGAAGAAGAUAAAUUCAGUUUCCCUGGUGAAAUUCAAGGGGAUAUGUCUUCUGAUAAACAUAAGGAUGUGCUCGACCCUGAAUCAGUCAGACCUGAAAAUUCAUCUGAGAUACAGGAAGUUCUUGAGAACAACAAAGAAGUUGUGUCCCAAGAAAAUGAACCAAUACAAAUAUUCGGCUCCAGAACUCCUGUGUCUGAUGACGCAGAGAGCGUGAGCAUGUUUGACAUGAGAUGUAUGGAUGAGGCUACUGUGAUGCAGCCACACAGCAAAGCACGCCAUGAGAAGCUGCAGACUAUUCACCACCAGCUGAAAGAAGAUGAAGAUAGAUGGCAAGAUGAUUUAGCCCGGUGGAAGAGUCGACGGAGAAGUGCUUCACAGGACUUACUGAAAAAAGAAGCCGAAAGAAAGAAGAUGGAAAGGUUACUAACUGGAGCUGAGGGAGCCGGUGAGCGAAGGAAGAGCAUCAAGACUUACAGAGAAAUUGUGGAAGAGAAAGAAAGGCGCGAGAGAGAAUUGCAUGAGGCGUACAAGAAUGCCCGGUCACGUGAGGAAGCGGACAGUAUUCUCCAACAGUACAUUGAGAGAUUCACUAUUAGUGAAGCUGUCCUUGAACGCUUGGAGAUGCCAAAAAUUCUGGAGAGAAGCCAUUCAGCCGAGCCAAAUUCAUCAUCCCCACCUAAGGACCCAAAUCCCCUGAGAUAUUUACGGCAACAGUCACUUCCUGCCCCCAAAUACACUGCCAAGGUUGAGGCAAUCAUUGUUCCCACCAGUGGAUCAGAAGCCAGCAUUUUGACAGGCCGCACCUCUCCAAGUAAACCUUUUGUCUCCAAGGCUGUGCCUAUGCUGACACCCAAGCCUUACUCGCAGCCUAAAAACACCCAGCAGGUUCUCAGAACAUUUAAGGUAGAUGGGAAAGUCAGCAUGAAUGGAGAAACCAUCAACGGAAUGGAGGAGGAGCGAGAGAGAGAAUGCACAGCAUUAAUUUUUGCUCCUUCACCAAGUCGAUCGCCAAAGUCCGACUAUGUGGUGGAAGCAGAUGGUGUCUCAGUUGAGGAGAAGCAGGAUGUGACUAGUACUGAACUUGUUCUGAAGCGACUCAUCGAGCACAAUAAACACAGAGAACAGGCUUUAUUAUCUGGCAGAAGAUUGCGCGAAGAAGUGAGUCCAUUAAAAAGCAUUGUAUGUGAGGACUCCCUGACUGAAGAUCAACCAACCAACCAAAAAGAUGAAAACAAUUCAGAAAGGCCACCUCCAGCUUCAGACCACAAAGAAUUCAGCACAGCAGUUUCCUGUGUCAGCUCUACAGUGACCAGUAUGAAGUACUCUUCUCUCAGUAACCAUUCCAAGGAAAUUCAUUCAGAUGAUGAACUGAAGAAACUUGAAACAAGACAGCAGAAGGAUGUGGAUGCACCGGUUCUACAAAAGGUAGAGACCUUGGAAGCUCCUGAACAAGAUGAAGGCAUAAUCUUUCCACUUCUGAAGAAGAUCCCUGAGAUGAAUCAAGUCGUUUUGCAGAAUUCUGCCCCACAAGCUGACAGUGAUAACCAUGACAAGUCAAAUCGUUUUGGUUGCUGGUCUUGGAAUCCUGAAGAAGAGCGAAAGCGUCAGGAACGAUGGCAGCACGAACAAGAACGCGUACUCCAGGAGAGGUAUCAGAAGGAACAGGACAAGUUGAAAGAAGAAUGGGAAAAAGCACAAAAAGAAGUCGAAGAGGAGGAACGUAAAUACUACGAGGAGGAACGCAAGAUCAUUGAAGAUACCGUUGUUCCAUUCACAGUUACUUCAGGCUCUGCAGAACCCUUGUCAACCUCUUCCUCAGUGACAGAUGGCAAUGAGAUUGUGAAUAUGGUAGAAAUGAGUAACUUUGAAGAGGAACACAAGCAAAAAGAAGGCAGAACUCUGAAGAAACUAUUUUGUGAACAAGAUGGCACACUUUUCUCAAAAAACAAGGAAUAUGAACCACAGAAGGAGAAUUUGAGCACUGUAAAUGAAGGCUACGUAGACACCAAUUACCAGAGAAGAAAUGAGAACAAUCACCAGAUAGCCAUGCCAGAAUGUAUGCCGCCCACCAAAAUGACUUUGCCUUUGUGUCAAGAAAUCCCACAGAAUCAGAGUCAACAAAGUCCAUGUGUUUCAGACAUCAGACAGAAAAAUUCACCAUUGGAACAUAAUUUAAGGCUACCAGUCAAUUCUGCAAAAGAAACUUGGAGGGUUGGCUGUCAAGAGAGGUCUAGAACUGGGCCAACACCACCAUGUUCGCCUUCAAUUCAAAGCCAGUCACCCAACAGGUAUAAAAGGUCUAUCAGUGGCAAGAAGCUCUGCUCCAGCUGUGGUCAGCCUCUUGGAAAAGGCGCUGCCAUGAUUAUUGAAUCACUUGGUCUUUACUUCCAUAUUCAGUGCUUCAGGUGUGGAAUUUGUAAAGAACAGCUUGGAGAUGCAGCAAGUGGAACUGAUGUCCGAAUUAGAAAUGGUCUCCUCAACUGCAAUGAUUGUUACAUCAGAUCCAGAACCGCUGGUCAACCAACAACUUUGUGACAUGGCUGUCAGUCUUGCUUCCACACUUUUUUCUGCAAGAAGGAGCAACACCUCACUGUUCCUGGAUAAUCACAUGUAAGAGCUUAUAUCCAUAGACUUCCUAGCUCUCAUCUCAUCUUGAAAGGCUGGCGUAAAAGCAAAGACUUCAUCUGCUACUUUCAAAUGCAAUACAUGGAUCUUACUUCCUUAAUUCUCUUGCAUUACAUGUAUGAAGUGCAUCCUUGGACAUUUAGCUUCCUACCCUCCCAUGAGAGUGUGUUCCACCUUACCAGUUACGUUUGGUUUCAGAGUCUGCUCUUUUGAAAGUAACAAGGAAAUGAAGAUGCAAUAAACCUGUUCUGUUUUAAUAUAACUAGGAAUUGAGGAUUUUUAAGUUUACACAACCUUUGUAGAUGUUCUAUAAUAUGCCAAUAUAUUAAUCUAUUUAGUUGCAUUUGAGGAAGAAAAAUAUUAAGCAGCACCCCAGAAUGCAUAAUUCUCUGUUUAUUACUUAAAGUGGUAAUUUUUUUUAUACAAAGACACUAGUUUGAUAAAGCAUACUGUAACUCUGAAACAUUUUACUGUAUUACCUUCAGUGGAGGGUGGGAAUUCUUUAAAUAAAUUAUUGCACCUUCAGUCGUGCAACUUCUCUGUGCAUAAAAAGAUGCUCCCUGUGAUAACACUCAAUGAAGGCAUUUUCAGUAAACAUUUGGUGGAUAACACUUGUGGGUAAACAUUUGGUGGUUGUAGAAGUUCCCAACAGGGGUGGCUAACCAGCAGCCAGUGAGCUGGAUUUACCUUCCAAAGUAAUUUUUCUUGGCUUCUUGGUAACUCUAGUCAAAUUUAAUCACUAUCUAGUAAAGAUUGGUGUUUUACUUGUUGGGGUGGGUUGAACCCAGUUGUUAUUCCUUUGGAGUUAAGAUACAAUGGCCAAAGCUUUUGUAAGAAAAGUUACUUUUCUAAGCUCUAGUAAUGCCCCAACCAUGCAUUUAUAAUGUAACUGUGAAACCUUUGCUGCUGUCUGGUCAGCUUACAAGGGAGAUUGACUAGUUGCAAACAGAUUAGAUUAAAUGUUUGUCCUCCAGAGCAGUCCUCCUCACCCAUGUGCUUUCCAAAUGUGUAUGACUAUAGCACCCUUCAUCCCCAGCCACCAUGGGGUUAUGGGAACGAUAUUCUACACAUCUGGAAGCUGUCAAGUUGGAUGCUUUGGAGAACAGAAUGCCUCCUAAGAUGCAAAACUUUGUUCCCCUGGAAUAAUAAGUAAGUACACACCUUUAAUACUGAACUAUUUCUUUCAAAUCCUUCCCACAAUGUGGGUGGAUGUAACAGCACUACAGACUGAGGCUGCCCAUUGGCAAACAGAGGAAAAGAUGCAAAUGUGCAGUAAGGACGCAAAGUUUUGCUCAGUAUUAAAGGGAAGGAGAGGAUUAUGCAUGUGCAUGAAAACUCGGUGGAACAUGGAUUGUAGACACUUUCAUUCUCAUUCAGAGUGAAGACACAUGAAGUUGACUAUUCAGUUGAAUAUUCAGUUAUUGGUACAACUAAGAGACUGCUGGUUCAUUUUUUUUCUGCUUUCAAUAAUGUUGCUACCUGUGGAGUCAUUUACAUUGUUUAAAAAAAAACUUCUGUACCCCAUUGAUAGCUGCACAUAUUGGUCAAAAAAGCCCAUAAAAAUGUACGAUACUAGUCCUGUGAUUUCAGAUGCAACCUUAAGCACACAUACAAUACUUGGAAGUCAGUUCAGUCAAUGCCAAUGGGAUCUCUGUCCAAGUAAACAUACUUAUGUUGAAGGUGGGAUUAUACAAAAGACCUUGGGGCAAGAGUUCACAACCUUUUAUGGCAACUGCAGAAUGGACAAAUGGUUGAUACUAGUUCAUGUGUGUUGACUCUUCACAGUCCUCUGCUUCAUAAGCUUUGCAGCCAAAUAUUCCAAGUAGAAGCAAAUCUGGGAGUGCUUAAGAGCCAGUGGUGUAUGGAAGAUGUUUCAAUGCAGGACGUUAUCAGACAAGGGAAAUUGUAUAAUCGAAUGGCAAUCUGAACGCAAUCAUGGGGUUUAACGUUAUUGCGUAAUAGACUACCACAUGCAGUUUCGAGCAAUGGGAAGUCAGUCCGAAUGCUAUCAUGAGGUUUUACGUUAUUGUGUGAAGAGGUGAUCACGCAAUUUCAGGCAAUGGCAAGCUAUUUUUGGGCAAUGGGAAGUCAGUUCGAACACAGUUCGAUUUCACGUAAAUUCGCUGAACUAGCAAAUUCACGUGAAUGUGUUCUGGCCCCGCUUUCUUUUCAUUCAAAAUUAAGAGAAAUUCCUUCCAUGUGAUAAACUCCAUGGUCAGCAUGUACAUGCCACUCUAGGAUAGUUCUUGCAUUCCUUUAGCACCAUAAUAUCCAUUUCCUCAUGACUGACUCCUAUACUUCUGUGGUAAUGUACAUAUUGAGGCAGGGGGAACCCAUGUGAGUGGGUAGAUCAUGUGUUUACUUCCCACAACAACAACAACAGAGGUAGCCACAUAUGCUUUUCAUUUCAGAUCUGUAAGAUAACCUUCCAGAGUAGCAUGAAAACAAACCACAAGGAAGCAGAAACAGGAACAUAUAAUAUAAAAAAGCCUACUUAUAACAAUGGGCACUUUUGAAUGAUGAAAUGCAAGACAGGUUCAAGUAUUGAAUCUGAAUUUGAACACAUUCAGUUCAAAUGCACUGUAUGGGUUUCUAUUAAAUACUUUACCAUUGGCAAUGGAGCUGGUGUGACUACCAGAAGCAGUACACCAGGUUUAGAUGACAUGCUGCCAUUGUAAAAUAGUGGUUUGUGAGCCGUAGUUUGGUAUCUUCAGCAAGCUGAUUAAAGACAACUGAGUUGAAAGCAUAUGUAAUUACGAACAGAACAUGAUCUUUAAAAUGGAAAUAUAUAUUUAUGCUGCCUUAAGAACAUUAACAAGAAAGAACUGAGAUUGAUUGAGAUUCCUUCUCGUAUUUUGAUUAUAUUUGCACAUCAAUUGUCUCUUGAUGUGUUAGCAAAAAUAAUUAAAUAAAUGAACCAGACAUUUCUUAAAUAAGCAAUAAAGUGUCACACUAUCAGUAACUAUUUAUUUAUACAUCUGGGCAGAUCUUGAUUUACAGUUGUAUGCACAUAAGAAAAUUUCUUCUUUGUCAUUCAAAAUCUAAUUGUAUGGUGGUGUUGUCUAUUUUAAAACAUAUCAUUGUCUGAUAGAAAGUUACACAUUUUAUUAAAAUGGUGCCUUAGAAAAUAACAAAACUGUUGCACAGUCACCAGUGACAAAUGGAUGUAAUAAUUGUUGGGUUGUUUUUUUUAAAAAAGGGUUAAUUUCCUAGGACAGAGAAUGGCAGAGAAUGUUGUUUCUCAUAUUGUAAGCCGCUGUUGGCGUAGUUUGGUGGGGACAGAUUUGCAUAAUGUUGAUAUUUGUGUGGAUUUUGCUGUAGUCAAAAUACCUCUUAGCAAAACAAGAAAUGCACAUUACAAAAACUAUAGCUAGACAUUGUUGGUAGUUCCUCCGAAAAUACACCUUUAAUUUAUCCCCAUUAAGGCAAACAAGUAGCCUUCUAGAUGGUGGACUGCAACUCCCAAAAGUCCUAACCAGCAUAGCCAGUUGUGAGGAAUGAUGGAAGUUGCAACCCAAUAGCAAUGAAAGGUCUGCCAUCACCCAGGCAAAUAUUUGCAACCCAUGGACGGGCAGAGCACUACUAGUAUGUUGUGCAAAAAUGGUCCAUCGCAUAGUGAAAGGCUCUAAGAAACUGAGAGUACAGAUAAGGUUGUCUACUGUGCUUGUACAUACUUAACUGCUCUACCAUUCUAGCUUUUUCCAAUCAACUUAGCUAGAGGCAGAUCAUGCUGCUUUGUCUCUGCAUAGAGGGUUACUAGAUGCAGAAAUUUAGAUGUAGACACUUUCCAAGGAGUUUUCCCAUUGCAUUUCUGCCUGAGUGACUAAUCUGGACUUGCCUUCUUUCAGUCAAGGGGCACAGCCCUCUCAAUGAUUCAUACAGAAACAGAGGGGAUAUAUUCUUCUUGAGCUUGUUAAUCCUUACUCUCAAGGACUAUAAAGGAGACUUUUCACAAAGGGGAAAAUAUUGGGACUCCUUUUCAUAACAUGGUGUCUCUAUGAAAAUUCAGCCAGAAGGCAUGCUGAUGUUCUAACACUGCAGCUUUCAGUGGGAGACCAAACCCUCUACCCCAGCAUACUCCCAUGCUCAGUUCUACAAGUCAUCUUUCAAAUGGCGCAGUUCAGUCUGAUCCCUAUUAGUCAUGGGGACCAUUUGGCCUGAAACAAUUUAUAAGACAGGAAUCAAAAGCAGUGACAUAGCAAUUCUGGCCUUCCACACCUGUGGCAGCCUGGAUGAACCUCUGUCACACUCAUUGCAUCCACACCUCCUGUUACUAGCGUUCCAAGAUAGGGAGAAAGAGUGUUGGACAGAACUGUACCUUGUACCUUUUAAAAUGUGACAUAAGGACUGGACACUAACAUGGGUUUGUACUCUGUGCAAAUGGCAGUAUGUCAUUCUUUUCUCUUGACACCAUUUGUAUGUACUCUGGAAACUUGUUUGGUUGUGUGAUGCCACCUGACUAUUGCACCAUUGAUCUAUAUGCAUUGUUGGCUUGGACGCAGAUUGUGGAUGAGUGUUGAGCAAUGGCAGAGAUGGCCUGUGGGUUUGUUCUGAUGUCAAUGCACACUUACAUGCAUAUCUUGGCUGUAUGCUGACAUAUGGAAUGUGGUUUAACACCUUUGAUCUCCAUGGGUAUUUGGCACAUGUAACAUUUGUGCACAAUAGAGCUUGUGUAACACCCAUGGAAACUGAUGGGGCUUAAGGCCACCUAACUGAAUAUAGUCAAGUGGAGAUUUUGGUCAAGUGGACAUUUCGGUCAUAGAACAUGAACAAGAGCAAAAAUGUGAAACAUUUGCUCAGUGGGACCCAUCCCAACAUUGUGAAUACAGUAUCUUGAUUUUGCAUUUGUGCCCAAAGGUUAUUAAUACUCUUUGUGCAAAAAUGAUCCAACUUUUAGCAACACCAAAUACACAGUGGAAUCCUAUCCACGCCUACUCAGAAGCAAACUCAAUUGUGAUCAGUGGUGCUUACCUACUAGGUAAGGGAGUUUAGGAUGAUAGACUUAAAGUCCUGCCAGUUUUCAGUAAGAGCAUAGUUAUAGCCAGAAAGGUCUAGGCGAACAGGAUUUUUCAUGCACAGCAUUUUGAUAUGCCAAUGGGGUUUUAUGGCUGGGCCACUUAAGAAUGGAAGUCAUUUUUUUCCCAUGUACUGUAACUAUAAAAUGACAAGAUGGCAGCAGCUAAGUUUACAUGCAUCAAAACCUGAAUGCACAAGCACUCAUGAUUUGCUGCUUCAGUUUCUCCACAAUGAUUAUCAUUGACAGAGAGAAUCUCCCCAGUUCUUCUACUUCAUAUUUCACUUGAAAUUAUUAUACAGAAGAUUUGUUCAUGCUUCAGCCCUCAUUUUUUCCAUGUCUGUUAUAAGUGUGACAAAUUCAUUAGAGGUGUUUGGGGAAGGGUUGGGGGCGAGGGCUUGCAGGGAAGAAAUAACACUGUACUACUAUGUUGAUUUGAAAUGAUAAAUAUGUGUUUCCAAGGGUGGUUUACUGUUGAUGCGCCAAUAUAAUACAUGUAAUGGGUUUUUAAGUGUUCAAAAAUGUAUUUAGCUUUUUCUUUAGUGAGCAGACAUAACCAUGUCACAAUUAUUUUUUUAUAUAUCUCAUUCACAGAACUUCAUAGUGGUCUUUUAUUCUUGUUACGUAGAAUUAAUUCCAUAUCCACAGUAGCUAUUGAUAUGUAGUAUAAAAAUUGGUGAGCCAAAAGAGGGCUACUUUAUAUGCAAGAUCACCAAAGGACAGGUGUCCUGUUUGGAUUAAUGUUGAAUACCAAUUACACUAACCUACACUGAUGACGAUAUUUAUUCAAAAAUGCCUCUGGAAAGUCAGAAAAUUUGUCUAAAAUGCAACAGCUUUUAUAGUAAAUGUUAUGUUUAUAAAUAAACAUUUAUUAAAACGGU
This is a messenger RNA of Sceloporus undulatus (fence lizard), 11595 nucleotides long. RefSeq names its product LIM and calponin homology domains 1 (gene LIMCH1). Gene Ontology annotation, molecular function: myosin II head/neck binding. Gene Ontology annotation, cellular component: stress fiber. NCBI's taxonomy places the organism in Eukaryota, Metazoa, Chordata, Lepidosauria, Squamata, Phrynosomatidae. Gene Ontology annotation, biological process: regulation of focal adhesion assembly; positive regulation of stress fiber assembly. The coding region runs from base 268 to 5610 and encodes 1780 amino acids. The transcript has 35 exons. The record is from RefSeq and is a predicted model, not a curated record.